UUUGACAGGGGCCAGAACACCCAGGGACUCAAGUGAACCAUUCGAGAUCCAACACCCAUCCGACACCAAUCUUGUGGUCUGGCAGACAUUCCCUUUCUCCGUCGUUCUGAAAAGACAAAGAUAGGAGUAAUCGAACGCUCGCUCGUCGCCACGGCGGCGUGCGGCCGCGUCAGUCGUCGGUCGUAUCCGUCGUCGACCAGAGCGGAGGGUGCGGGUGGUGCAGCACAAGACGGGUGGUGGGACGCUGAGAUGCUACUGUGUAUUGUGUUUAGCUUGAGUGGUGUUAUAGCCUGUUAUUUGGAAUGGACAGGGCGAUUCAAUGCGCCAUAUUCAAAGUUUCGUGCAAGGUGGUCAUACACCACCGAACUGUCCUCUCGUAUCGGCAUGGCCAUCGUAUAUGGCUCAGUCGUGAUAUGGGUCUCGAUCUUGUACGGGUUAUUUGGAUCCUUCGACCACCCCUACCACAUCGUUACAUACGCUUUCUAUUUUGUCAAUUACACCAAGCGAACGCUUGAAUCCUUCUUUGUUCACCGGUAUUCCAGUUCGAUAUCCAAGGAAGUCGUGGCAUGUCUCACUGCCGCAAACCUUUUCGUUGCAACAUGUUCCUGCUAUUCCAUUUUGUUUACGAAGAGUGUGGAUGAUAGUGAUUGGGUGGUGCUGUUCUUUCCGGUACCGUUGAUGAUUUUUGGAUUAGCAGGGAAUUUCUAUCAUCAUCUGCUGCUUGCAAGACUAAGACCGAAGCAUGGAAAAUACAACGUCCAUAGGCCUUAUCGAAUACCCCGAGGCGGACUAUUCUGGUACACCACAUGUCCGCAUUAUUUUCUCGAGAUUGUGGCAUGGAUAGGAUUUGCGGCAACCGUACAUCGUCCCACCGUGUACGGGCAUGUCGUUUACAUCUGUCUGAAACUCAUGGGUAGAGCUGUGCAGACGAGACUCUGGUAUCUGCGAAAUGUCAGUGGAUACUCUCCUGACCGCACUGCGUUGAUACCCUUUUUAUUGUAACGCGGCAUGACGGAGGGUAUCGGUGUAGAUGUAGGGAUAUCGUUAGCAUGGUAGAUAGACUUGGGAGGUAAUUUAUCGUGGGCAUCCCACUAAUCCGACAUUUCAAAAUAAGUGGAUCAUGUCUUUGCAAAUUCCUUAUUCACUUAUGUUAAUAUUAUAUGUACAGAAGCUAUAUUUUGAAAGAAAGAAAAACGCAAUCCAG
Molecule: messenger RNA, 1204 nt
Organism: Spizellomyces punctatus DAOM BR117
Lineage: Eukaryota; Fungi; Chytridiomycota; Chytridiomycetes; Spizellomycetales; Spizellomycetaceae
Exons: 4
Coding region: 250-1002 (250 amino acids)
Biological process (GO): lipid metabolic process
Molecular function (GO): oxidoreductase activity, acting on the CH-CH group of donors
Source: RefSeq, a predicted model, not a curated record